Molecule: messenger RNA, 1093 nt
Organism: Nycticebus coucang (slow loris)
Lineage: Eukaryota; Metazoa; Chordata; Mammalia; Primates; Lorisidae
Gene: RPL31
Product: ribosomal protein L31
Exons: 3
Coding region: 373-813 (146 amino acids)
Biological process (GO): cytoplasmic translation
Cellular component (GO): ribosome; cytosolic large ribosomal subunit
Molecular function (GO): structural constituent of ribosome
Source: RefSeq, a predicted model, not a curated record
AUGGUGAUAGGGUCUCGGCUAAGGGAAUCCAGCGUCAUCCUCCUCUGGGAUUGUACCGACUGGGACGUCGAGAUCUCACCCCAAUAGGCCUGAAGCUUCGCGUUCUGGGAAAUGGGAAUCCACACUGUGUUUAAAGGCUCUGGAUCCUGGCGGGGAGAGUAGCUAAGCUUAGGGGAUCAGGAGCCGCAGCAGUUUCCGGGUCCGGAACACCUAAUGGGCGCAUAUGCGCGGUCCGCGGGGUGCCGGGCUUGGCACCAGGACUCUUUGGCACCAGGAAGCACGCCCUGAGCGGCAGCGUGGGGCCGGGUGAAACGGGAGGGAGGACUUGGCUUGGCCCUCUCUGCUCUGAACCUCCUCUUCACCUGCGUUUAGAUGGCUCCCGCAAAGAAGGGUGGCGAGAAGAAGAAGGGCCGGUCCGCCAUCAACGAGGUGGUGACUCGAGAAUACACUAUCAAUAUUCACAAGCGCAUCCAUGGAGUGGGCUUCAAGAAGCGUGCCCCUCGGGCACUCAAAGAGAUCCGGAAAUUUGCCAUGAAAGAGAUGGGAACUCCAGAUGUGCGCAUUGAUACCAGGCUUAACAAAGCUGUCUGGGCCAAAGGCAUAAGGAAUGUCCCAUACCGUAUCCGUGUGCGGUUAUCCAGAAAACGCAAUGAAGAUGAAGAUUCACCAAACAAGCUCUAUACUUUGGUUACCUAUGUACCCGUUACUACUUUCAAAAGUAAGUUCCAUCCCAUAAAGCUGCUUAAAGUACAUUAUAAGAUACUCUUAGCUCUGUUUCAGCCUGAAUUCAUCUCUUUGGCAAAUAGGGAGUGACAGGUGUGGUCGUUACACCUUUUUGUAAAUUGCGUGUUGGUGUAAUAAGAUGUAACAGAAUACAUAAACUGGUCUGUAUUGGGUUUGUAAAAAGGUCGUGGGAAAUGGAAUGCUACUGUGUGCCCAGACUCGUCUAGAAAAGGUUUUGGGAGUGUUCAAAUAUGAAACGUGAUGUGGAUGUGGAAGUAAAAACUGUCACUUCUUUUGCAGAUCUACAGACAGUCAACGUGGAUGAGAACUAACUGGUGAUUGUCAGACAUACCAAAUAAAAUUAUAAAAU